UGUAUUUCCUCAUUCACCAGCCCUUCCUUACACGGUGGCUUCUACUUGUAUAUUCGCAGCAGCACUACCCAAAAAAUCAUCGCGGUCGCCGUAUAUUCCCUACGCACCUGCCCUAUUGACCAUUCGGCAACACCCACUAUUCGUCCGCCUUGCUUCCUGUCUAAUCGAAACGGCGCAGCAAUUGUACGCACGCCACUCUUCUGUGCCUAUCUCUAAAAACUCUGUACCCCAGACUGCGCUCCUCGACGAGAGUAUUCGACGCAGCUGUCUAUAAAUCACCCAAGGCUUCCUUCCAUCCAGACUAGGCGAGGUGCAAGGGCUUUGCCUAUUUCUGCAGAUCUACUGCUUUCAACAGCAACUACACCGACUAUUGUACCUUACAUACACCCCCGCUACAACCCACUCCACCAUGUCACUCAAGUCAGACAAGCAAACUAUCGACUUCCGCUACAGCAGCAGCAGCAGCACUGCGGCUCCAGACUCGGUGGACCAUCAUGCCGAGACACAGCCCGAGACCGAAACAGUACUGAGCGUCACUGGCAUGACAUGCGCGUCGUGCGUCAACAGCAUUGAAGGACACAUUGGCAGCUUUGACGGCGCCGUCAGCAUCAGCGUCGAUCUGAUGACAGCACAGGCGACAGUGCGGCACUACACACACGCCUUGCCCGUUGCCGACCUCUGCACAGCCAUCGAGGACAUGGGUUAUGAUGCAGCCGUGCUGAGCACCAAGACACUGGCUCCUGUCAGCGAUGCCACGAAGGCUGACGCCAAGGCAAUCCUCGGCGAGAGCGCAGUCGAGUCGUGGUUCAAUGUCGAGGGCAUGACGUGCGGGUCGUGCGUAGCGACCAUCACAUCUCUGCUCAAUGACCUGCCGGGCGUGGAGGCUGCCGAUGUGCAGCUUCUCACAGCACAGGCAAUGGUCAAGCACAUUCCGCGUGAGAUUGGCGUGCGCGAGAUUGCCGAUGCCCUGACGGAUGCCGGGUAUCCAGCGACGCCGCUGGAUGGGGCAGACUCGAGCAGCGCAGCUGAUCCGUCGACAAUGGCCCUGCGGAACCUCGAGAAGCACCGGAGGCAGGCCAUGCUGCGCUUCCUGUGGUCGCUGGUGUUUGCCAUCCCCAUGCUCAUCAUCUCCAUGAUCAUUGACAUGGCGCUGCCGUCGUCGAACCCUGUGGCAAAGGCAUUCCACCGCAAGGUGUUCCAGAAGUACUCGGUCUCGGUCAUCUGCACCUUCUUCAUCGCCACAGCCACGCAGUUCACGCUCGGCCUGUUCUUCUACAAGCACGCAUACAAGUCGCUGGUGCGUGCCAAGACUGCCAACAUGGAUGUGCUGAUUGCGCUGGGCACCACCGCCGCCUACGCUGGCUCGAUCAUCAGCGUGGUCUUGCAGCAGGGUGCUGGCGAGCAGUUCUUUGAAACCGCUGUGUUCCUGAUGACGUUUGUGUUCCUCGGCCGCUGGCUCGAGGCAAUCGCCAAGGGCCGCACUGUCGGCGCUGUUGAGGCCCUGGUGAAGAUGCAGCCCGACGACGCCCUGCUGGUCAAGCCCGGAGCCAAGGACGGUGCCGACGACUUUGCCACGAUCAGCUCGCGCCAGAUCCAGCUCGGCGACCUGCUGCAAGUCAACAACGGCAUGCGCGUGCCGUGCGAUGGUGUGAUCGUCCGCGGCAACACCGAGAUCGACGAGUCGCUGCUGACUGGCGAGUCGCUGCCGGUGGCCAAGGGCGAGGGGUCGGCAGUGACCGGCGGCACGCUGAACCUGUCGCAGUCGGUGCGGAUGCGCGCAACAGCCAUCAACGAGUCGUCGACGCUGGCGCGGAUCGUCAAGCUGGUGCGGGACGCGCAGUCGAGCAAGCCGCAGAUCCAGGAGGUUGCCGACCGGGUGGCCAACCGGUUUGUGCCGCUGGUCGUCCUGGCGUCGGUGCUGGUGUUCUUUGUCUGGCUCAUCAUCGGUGCCACGGGGAAUAUCAAGGCCGACUGGUUGGCCAUGGGACAUAUGGACGAUGCACCGCCGAUGAAGUACCCGAUCUUUGCGCUCCUCAAUGCCAUCAGCGUGCUGGUCAUUGCGUGUCCGUGCGCGCUGGGACUGGCAGCGCCGACAGCGAUCAUGGUUGGCACGGGGCUGGCCGCUCGCAUGGGCAUUCUGGUCAAGGGCGGCGGUGCUACGAUGGAGGCUGCGAGCAAGAUCGACAUCGUCGCAUUCGACAAGACCGGCACCCUGACCAUUGGCAAGCCCGCAGUCUCGGACCACUUUAUCGAGCAGUCGCGCGCUGAGGUAAUUUCGGGCUGGCUCUAUGCACACAUUGUCGAGAUCGAGUCGCUGAGCAGCCAUCCGCUGGCCGCCGCCAUUUGUGCGUAUAUCCGCGAGCACACGCAGUCGGACUCGGUGCGUGCGCAGCUGCUUGAGCACCAGGAGCUGCCUGGCCGCGGCAUGCAGGCGACUGUCGAGCUCCCAGCAGAGAUUGCCCACGCGCUUGGCUGGACUGGAGUUACCACUGCCCAUCUGCUUGUUGGCAAGGAGGCGUGGGCCAAGGAGGAGGGCUGCCUGAUGGACGUCCCCAUGGGCACACGCGCGCAGUGGGCCUCCAGUGGCUACACAUCGGUUGCUGUUGCAUUGGUGCCAGUUGGCCGCAGCAUGCGCGGCAAGGUCGUCGCAGCCUUUGCGCUGUCCGACCAGGUGCGUCCGGAGUCGCGCGAGGUUGUGCGCCAGCUGAAGCGUCGCGGAAUCGAGGUCUGGAUGAUCUCCGGCGACCAGCAGGCGGCGGCCAAUGCCAUUGCAGCACAGCUAGGCAUCGACCAUGUCAUGGCCGGCGUUCUGCCCGAUCAGAAGUCUGAGACCAUCCGCACGCUGCAGCGCCGUGGCAAGGGACCACAGAAGCGCCCGUUUGCCAAGGUCGCCAUGGUCGGCGAUGGAAUCAACGACGCGCCGGCGCUGGCGCAGGCUGAUGUCGGAAUUGCUGUGGGGUCAGGCACGGCUGCUGCUAUGGAGACGGCGCCGGCGCUGCUGAUGCGGCCGACGCUGCUCUCGCUGCUGACACUGCUCGACCUGUCCCGCAUUGUGUUCCGCCGCGUCAAGCUCAACUUUGUGUGGGCGUCCAUGUACAAUAUCGUGUGCAUUCCGAUCGCAGCAGGCAUCCUGUACCCAGCCAUCAACCGCGGACUGCCACCAGUUAUCGCUGGUCUCCUGAUGAUUGCCAGCAGCCUGACGGUCAUGAUGAGCAGCCUGUCGCUGAAGCUCUUCCGCGAACCAAAGUACAACUGA
Linderina pennispora is the source of this 3256-nucleotide messenger RNA. Its product is annotated as heavy metal translocatin. Bases 410 to 3256 code for a protein of 948 amino acids. Gene Ontology annotation, cellular component: membrane. Gene Ontology annotation, biological process: monoatomic cation transport; copper ion homeostasis. Gene Ontology annotation, molecular function: ATP binding; P-type divalent copper transporter activity; copper ion binding. The record is from RefSeq and is a predicted model, not a curated record. NCBI's taxonomy places the organism in Eukaryota, Fungi, Kickxellomycota, Kickxellomycetes, Kickxellales, Kickxellaceae. The transcript is spliced from 3 exons.